Cyphellophora europaea CBS 101466 is the source of this 966-nucleotide messenger RNA. RefSeq lists its product as uncharacterized. NCBI's taxonomy places the organism in Eukaryota, Fungi, Ascomycota, Eurotiomycetes, Chaetothyriales, Cyphellophoraceae. The transcript has 2 exons. Gene Ontology annotation, cellular component: mitochondrion. Gene Ontology annotation, biological process: mitochondrial respiratory chain complex II assembly; protein-FAD linkage; tricarboxylic acid cycle. The record is from RefSeq and is a predicted model, not a curated record. The coding region runs from base 1 to 966 and encodes 321 amino acids.
AUGUCGACCAUGAUGAACUCUUUCAGAGGUGUCGCCAGGGCUGCCGCCCGCCAGCACGCUGCUCGCCCGAUCACUCGGCCCCUCUCAACCACUCCAAUCUUUAGAUCCAAAGAGCAAGAAGGCCGAAUCCAUCCCAAUACCGAUGGCUACAGAGAAGACCAGAAGAAGAAGCCUGAAAAUCCACACAUGACCAACACCAAUUCCACGUUUCACAAUGAAAUGCCCAAGAUUGGCGAGGAUAAGGCGCCGCCGGAGUUCAUCAGCUCGGUCGAACCCGAGUAUGUUCCAACCGACAAAAGACCUGAAAACACAGAAAGGAUGACUGGUGGUACACAAUCUGGUGAUCCCAGCAAGGUUAGCCUCUCUGACGACCUUGCUGUUGGCGAGAUGGAGGGGGCGACUUUCAAAGUCGAACCCCUUCGUCGCACAGGAGAAGACACUGCCACCAUGAGGGCUAGAUUAUUAUACCAAAGCAGGAAGCGGGGGACACUAGAGUCCGAUCUGCUCCUCUCCACCUUUGCGAGCGAGAACCUCUCCAAGAUGACCAAGGCUCAGCUUGAGCAGUACGAUCUUUUCAUGGACGAGAACGAUUGGGAUAUCUAUUACUGGGCUACACAGUCUCCUGCUGGGACACCGACCUCGCAAGAGACGGCCGAGGGCUCAGUCGAGAAGGCGCCUGCUCAGACAGAUGCGCAAUAUCUCUCACCAGCGAAUCCUGGACAGACUCAAGCAACGGAUGCUUGGAGGCAGGGUGCGCCUCGCAGUGGGGAGUGGGCGCAGACAGUCGGUACUUUUAAGCCUGCAUAUCGUCCUGUACCGGCGCGUUGGCAUGGCAGUGAGAUUCUGCGUUUGCUAAGGGAGCAUGUUAGAGCCCGCAGUGCAGGAGGUGUUCUGGAGGAUGUCGAUGUGCCGGCGAAAGGUAGCGGGAUGGGAAGGAUGCCAGAGCUGGGCCGCCCCUUUGAGUAG